Acomys russatus (golden spiny mouse) is the source of this 862-nucleotide messenger RNA. RefSeq names its product interleukin 22 receptor subunit alpha 2 (gene Il22ra2). The record is from RefSeq and is a predicted model, not a curated record. The transcript is spliced from 5 exons. Bases 1 to 696 code for a protein of 231 amino acids. Lineage: Eukaryota; Metazoa; Chordata; Mammalia; Rodentia; Muridae. Gene Ontology annotation, molecular function: interleukin-22 receptor activity; protein binding.
AUGAUGCCUAAGCAUUGCUUUCUAGGCUCCCUCGUCAUGCUCCUCCUGACCAGUGCAGCAGGAACUCAGCCAGCCCAUGUAUCUCUGAAGCCUCAGAAGGUCCAAUUUCAGUCCAGAAAUUUCCACAACAUUUUGCACUGGCGACCAGGGAGCUCCCUCGCCAGCAAUGGCAGCGUCUACUUUGUGCAGUACAAAACAUACGGCCAGAGACAAUGGAGAGAUAAAAGGGAGUGCUGGGGCACCGCAGCACUCUUUUGUGACCUAACCAAUGAAACAUCAGACCUGUACGAGCCAUACUACGCAAGGGUGAUGGCAGCCUGGGCUGGAAGCUUCUCCGCAUGGAGCAGGACACCCCGCUUCACCCCGUGGUGGGAAACAAAACUAGAUCCUCCAGUCAUGACUAUAACUCAAGUCAAUGCAUCUUUGCUGGUGUUUCUCCAUGCCCCAGAGUUGCCAUAUAGAAACCAAAAUGGAAAAAAUACAUCUAUGGAAAAUUACUAUGACUUAGCAUACCGAGUUUUCAUAAUUAACAGUGCACUAGAAAAGGAGCAAAAAGCCUACGAAGGGUCUCGGAGAGCUGUUAAACUUGAAGGUCUGGCGCCUCACUCCAGUUACUGCGUAGUGGCUGAAAUGUAUCAGCCCAUGCUGGACAAAAGAAGCCCAAGAAGUGAGGAGAAGUGCGUGAAGAUUCCGUGAACUGGUCUGAGGUGCUCUGCAGCGCAGAAACAAGAGCAUGUUGAGAAACAUGCCCGGAACAGCUUACUAAGCUUUUGUUUCAAUUUUCUUAGAGCAACGCCUACUCACACCUUUCAAAGGUUUCUUUAUCGAUGCUACUUUCUGUUUAUAUUCAGUUAUAAAGCAA